Messenger RNA from Papilio machaon (common yellow swallowtail), 1018 nucleotides. RefSeq names its product aminoacyl tRNA synthase complex-interacting multifunctional protein 1 (gene AIMP1). The transcript has 3 exons. The record is from RefSeq and is a predicted model, not a curated record. Gene Ontology annotation, molecular function: tRNA binding. The coding region runs from base 89 to 1003 and encodes 304 amino acids. Lineage: Eukaryota; Metazoa; Arthropoda; Insecta; Lepidoptera; Papilionidae.
CUGGCAGCACUUUUGCUAACCUAAAAAUUACAAAAUAAAGAUUUACCAAAUUGUCGAAAAAACAAAUAUUUACACAGGAAUAUCGUUAAUGAUUUGUUUUGGUCGUAACUCGCUAAAAAAGAUGUUGAAUAAAAUUUCUUCAAAUAUUUUGGCAAAUGCAGAAACAGCUGAAAAACGUUUAGCAGAUCUAAGGAGAAAGGUGGAAGACAUAAAGAAGUUUAAAGUCGAAGAGAAAAUACAGGAGUUGAUUAAAGAGAACUCUGUUUUAUCGGAAAAAAUUAUUGAAGCUAAGAAUGAACUUAUUAAACUUGAAAUAUCACACGGUAAGAAGCAGUAUUCUGUGCCAAGUAAGGAAAUAACUAAGAGCAAUGUAGUAUCAAUUUGCGUAGAAAAGCCACAAGAUAAGAGCAGUGAAGUUGAGAAUGCACAACCUACAGCACCAAAAAAAGAAAAGAAUUCAGUUAAAAAGAUUAAGGAGAAAGUGAAUCCUAACCCAAGUACUGACAAUAUAAUAGAUGUAAGAAAACUAGAUUUUAGGAUUGGCAAGAUUGUAGAAAUAAACAAACAUCCGGAUGCAGAUGCACUGUAUGUUGAAAAGAUAGAUUGUGGUGAGGGAAAACCUCGCACUGUUGUGUCAGGGCUAGUCAAUCAUGUCCCUAUUGAUGAAAUGAGAGAUAAACUAGUAAUGGUUCUUUGCAAUUUAAAACCAGUCAAGAUGCGAGGAGUUACUUCCGAAGCCAUGGUGAUGUGUGCAUCAUCACCUGAAAAGGUUGAAGUUCUGAAUCCACCAUCUGAUGCUGUUCCCGGUGACCUGGUGGAAUGUGAAGGUUAUCCUAGAGAACCGGAAGCCCAACUUAACCCUAAGAAGAAAAUAUUUGAGACAUGUGCUCCUGACUUGAAGACUAAUGAUGAUAAAGUAGCUUGCUAUAAGGAUAAACCAUUGCUUGUUGUAGGAAAGGGGGCAAUUGUAGCACCUACAUUAAAACAAGUUAAUGUUAAGUAAAGAUAUGCUAAAUUA